AGGUUAGGGCCUGCUAGCUCUGCUUGGUUGCUGUGUGCUCUGUCACAGUGACUGGAGCAGAGGGGGAAACACUUGCGGUUUAGAAGUUGUCCUGCUUAAGAAGGGUUUCCCACUGUUUCUGCACCCAAGCUGAAGCCUCUUUUAUGUGGGGAAGGUUUUUCUUCUUUGAAGACUUGGCAAAUAUUUGCCCAGCAUGGAUGUGAAGGAGACACACAUGUGCUACUGAAAUCAUGAAUCCUGUGUAUAGCCCUGGUUCUUCUGGGGUUCCCUAUGCAAAUGCCAAAGGAAUUGGUUAUCCAGCUGGCUUCCCAAUGGGCUAUGCAGCGGCUGCUCCUGCCUAUUCCCCUAAUAUGUAUCCUGGAGCAAAUCCUACCUUCCAGACAGGUUAUACACCAGGCACCCCAUAUAAAGUAUCUUGUUCACCUACCAGCGGUGCAGUCCCGCCAUAUUCUUCGUCACCGAAUCCCUAUCAGACUGCUGUGUACCCAGUUCGAAGUGCCUAUCCACAGCAGAAUCCAUAUGCACAGCAAGGCACUUACUACACACAGCCUUUAUAUGCAGCACCACCCCACGUAAUUCACCACACCACAGUUGUGCAGCCUAAUGGCAUGCCAGCAACUAUGUAUCCUGCUCCUAUUCCGCCACCAAGAGGAAAUGGUGUGACUAUGGGGAUGGUGGCUGGGACUACUAUGGCAAUGUCAGCAGGUACUUUGUUGACAACUCAUUCCCCAACUCCAGUAGCCCCUCAUCCAGUUACUAUGCCCACGUACCGGGCUCCAGGCACACCAACCUAUAGUUAUGUGCCCCCACAGUGGUGAUCAUCCUGGCAGUCAGUGGUUGAAGAUGGGAGAUAUGCAAUCAAGAAAUUGAGGUUUAAAAGUUGGUGCUGAAGCCCUCAUGCCUCCAACCAGGACUUUUCUUCUGAAUGCUUUCAACACUUGGCUAAACACUACUAAUUCCUGAUCACUGAAGAUUUUCCAGUGCUGCAUAUCUUACAUCUUGGAACUCCAGCAGUUAGUCUUAAAGCAAAUCCUGUUUUGUGGACUGUCUUGCAAUUUUUUAGCUAAUUAUAAUGAUAAAAAGGGAGUAUAAAUUUAUUCUGAUCCAUAUCUAGUCAAAUGCAUGUUAAAACACAAAAACAAAGCUUGCUCAAUCUACCUGCAGUGACUGAUGCAAAAACCAUCAUAUGCAAAUCCAAAGGAACCGAGAAGUAUUUUACAACUUGUAUCACUAAUGCACUGUUGUAAUGUAUGCAGGGUCUUAAAAGGUAGAAUCAUGAAAGUGAGUUUCUUUGUAGACCACCAUAAGAUACAUUAGAUAGUGCUUCAACCUUUUUGGGGUUGAUGGAAUUGCCAGUUUAAAAGGGGCACUUUUUUUUAGUGAUAUAUUCUUUUCAAAUUCAACUACGAAAUUGGAGUGACUAGAAUAAAAGCUGGAAAAGCUGUAGAAAUCCCACACACAAUUAGUUUACUUCAUACCUUUUCACUUUCAUUAUAUGAAUUCAGUGUUAUACAAAUGUUCUUAAGGAUCAGAAUGAAAUGAUAAAGGUAAUGCUGUGUGUGCCAGUAAAUAAAGCAAACUUCCUUGAGGCAAAACUUGCUAUUGGGAAUAGUAGGAGGUGACAUCACCUGCAUAACAAAUUGCAUGUCCUGGGGAGAUACAUAUCCAGUACUAUCUUUCAUAUGAUGCAAGAUGUGUUAAAGUGAGACUGCCACACAGGCUGAUAGAAAAACACUUUCUUCUAGUUCUCAGUUCAGGAAAUCUGUGUUGUUUUUCCUAAACAAUGUUGUAGUCAGUUAAAAACUUAUGUGCAGUUGACCCAGCUUGCUUUCCUGAAAUUUAAGAAAUGCUAGAUCUUUUUACUACAAACAGGAGGAGUUCAGCUGCAUGUUGUCCCGAGGAAAGCUUGUGUGCCUGAGUAUGUUAAAGGGGAACAAAUCAUUUUAACACAACUUCCUUGUUAGCUACUUGCAGUAUGGACUGUAGAUAUGCUGUAAUAGGGCUACCAGAAUAUAGAGGUUUCAGAUAAUUCAUUUUUUUUCCUGAAAAUAUUUGUUAUUGAAGUAGGAGCCAUUCAGUGGUUACAGCAUUUUGAUGUAUUUUCUUAGUGGUUUUUUUUUUUUUUUUUUUUUACUUCCUAAAUUGCACUUGGAAGCAUGUAAAAUAAGACUGACUGCAGAUUAGCAAUUUCAUUGCAAUGAGUCAUUUCUGAUAUUCUUUCUUGCAAUUUCAAUUUUUUUAAAAAGUACCUCAAAAAAUGCUGUGGUGAUAAAGGGCUAGCCUUAGAACCCAUUUGUAUUCCAAAAUUCUUAUGGGGAAGAUUUUAAAUUUUUUAAUUUGAAUGUUGCACAUAAAAUUAAGGUUUUUCUUAAACCUGCUUAUGAUUCCGGAAAGAUGAGAUUUUGUUUUGGAGACAUUCUGCCUGCAAUAAAUUAUGCAGUAAAUGGUUAUAAAAUGUUAUUCCCUACUAAGCGUUUACACAGAGGUGUAUCAGGCUGUAUCGUUCCUGUAGGUUAAUUUCCAUUCAGAAAUGAUUUUUUUUUUUAUAAGUUCUGUAUCUAGUUAUUUUUUUUCUGGGGUGUUCUGCUCCUCUACAGACUUGGCGGGUACAUCAGGGUAACAUCAGUGCUGAUUUAAUGCUUCCAUUCCAGUACUUUGCCCUGGUGGGAUGCUUGUGAACCAGAUAAUCCGUUGGUGGGUAGAGCCUUCAGUAACUUUAUUUUUUACAGUAAGCACUCUCCAUUAUUUUUUAAAAGUUUUUUUCCUUUUGUUUUAUAAAAUUUAGGAUUAUUUUGCAAGAAUGACUGCCAGUGGACAGCCCCCUUAUUUCUAAUGCCUUUAACAUAAAUGAUGUUGUUGAAAUAAGUACUUUAAACCUUACUCAUGAGCACUUAGAGCAGCUUAGGGACUUCCAUAUGUUUUUAUAUGGAGCAGAAAAUUACCCCCAGACAACCCAUUUGAAUCUGUACUGCUUUGGUCAAGUCUGUUUAACAAUUCCAUUUGUGUUGUAGGUUUGCAGCUUUGAUUAGUCAGGUGUGCCAGAGAGUACAGUGAACAUUAACACAGGCCAUUUGUUCAGUUUAGCUAGUAGAGUGUGACAUUUUUGUUGUCUUAGCAUGAUUUUAACAAAGUUGAGGUGUGAACCAGUGCUAUGUUGGGGAGAAGCUAUAAAGAACAAGCUCAAAGCUUUGCUGUCUCCUGUCUCAUCACCCUAUAAAUUAAAGCUUUGAAAAUCCUAGGAGAGAACUUUUCAUGAAUGCUGCAUUAGAUAAAUAGCUAAGGAAUUAAUAUAACAUCCUGUAUAUUUGCUCUAACUUCAGAUUCCUAAAUGUCAUCUUGGAAGUGGUCUCUGUAUAAUAUUCCAUAACAUUUGGGCAGUCUCACUUACUUGAGCACUUUUUUUUCUAAGUUGCAUUACGGGAUUCAUCCACAAGGGGGAAACUUUGCCUUUUUUUAAAAAAAGGUACCACACCUUCCAGUUUUGAUCAGUUACAGUCUGCUGGGAGGGUGGAGCAUGUCUCCAGUAGUUUGAUAUGGGAAUUAACCAAAAGCACAGUGCGGGGGGCUGGGCGGGGGGAAUGGGAGGGGAAUAUGUGUAUAUAUAACUAUCUUAAUGGUAUUUUGUUGCAAAUAGUAGAAAGCAUGGAUAUAAAACUGUGGCGGGGGAAACUGUACAACGUUAAAUAGGCGUUUACACAGUGAGGGUCUUAUGAAACAUUCUCUCCUGCUUUUUAUAUAACAUUCCCUAUUUAGAAUUCCUUUAUUAAUAAAUACGCAGUAUGUGUUUGCACUAGAGCUCCUUGGAAAAUGAAAAGAGCUAGUGCAGUAGAGACAUUUCAGAUCAAGCUUCUCUUUAAAAAACAACAAAAAAAAACUUUUAUGGCAGCUUUAUAUGAUUAAAAAAGUACUACUUUGAACCUGGAACUGAAGAUAACUUGCAGCAAUAACAGAGAGAAGUCCAAGAUAGUGUUUUGUUUUGUUUUUAAUUCAAAUUUCAGGUGUUGAAUUUAGAUAAAGUAUUUUUUAAAGACUGAGGUAUUCCCUAUGUCAGUAAUAACUGAUGAAAUGUCUUUUAAAUGUAGCAGCAGCAAAAUAAAAAUGGCUAGUAAUUGGCACCUACAACUUGUAGCCCUAGUCAGUGGUGUGGUGGUUAUUAACCGAACGAUAAGAAGGAGAACAGAGAGCUUACUACUAGAUCUUGCCUAUGCUUGUUGUAACCAUCUCCUGUUUGAAGUUUCUAGGAGACGUACAGGAAUGCUGUUGAUGAAAGCUUCUUUUUGAGUGUACUAUGCAAGUAAAAUGCUUAGAUGCAGUGAUAGAUGCAAAAAAACAAAACACCUUUAUUGUAGUUGAAGUCCUUCCUCAUAUCACUUCAUCCACUGGAGGAAAAAACAAACAAACAAAAAAACCUGUAAGUACCACAAUGUCUUAGUGUUGUCUGAGGAUAUUUCAUGGUACAGAGUUGUAUACCAGGGUACUCAGUGUUGACUAUUCUUCAUGGAGUGUUCAGGCUUCACUUCUACUUGGGUAGUAGCUUCUUAAGGUAUCUGAGCAAGAAAUGGUCAGAGUUAGCUUGGAAUCACUCCCCAGUGCUUAAGCACAGUAUUAUACACCGUUCAUUUGGGUUUAGAACAUAUUUUUGCUUGAAUAGGUAAGCACAGCAAUCUGAUACCACCACUUAACUCUAGGCUUAGAGUCAUACCAGAGAAUAGUGAAUACCAUGUAUGUGAAACUCCCGUGUUUGGAACAUGAAAAAUAGUAAUGCUUCAGCUAGAACUCGGGGGAAAGAGGGCAGAUGGAUGCUGUAGUUGUGAAAUUGUAAUUUGCAGUUGCCCAGGAUGUGGUUUGUGCUGUAGUUGGUAGGAAAUAGGCAUGAUCCAUGUCCGGUCUUCUCCAGCAGGUGUCACUGGCUGACCUUAGCAGUUGCAGAGGAUCAAAAGCAAUCGAUUAAUCCUCAUGUUGAAAUGUUUGUGAACACUUGUUCAAAAGACAUAAAGAUUUAAGCUCAUUAAGGUUGUUUCUCCUAUAAAGUGUUAGCUUUCUAAUACUAUAUCAACUCUAAGCUUCUUGCAGAAACCCUAAGAUUUGAUGAGGUAAAUGCUAAUUAAAAGGAACAACUGCAGCAAAGUUAGAAUUGUUUUGUGUAUCAAGUCUCACAAAGGAUAAAGAUCUUUCAGAAGUAGUGAGGACUCUUUCAGCAGUCUGUGUGCACCUCUGUUUAGGGGGCAUGUUGAGAGAAAGUAAGGUGUGUUUUGCAGAGGGAAGAGAGGGAAGAGGAACAGCGUUUAUCUGGGGAAGAGGAAACCUUUUCUUUUGUAUGUUGAAUACAACACUUAAACAUCUAAUUCCAGAGGUCGUAAGGGUCCAUUUGUGAUUUAAAAAAUAAAAUCUAAACAAUCUAUGGGCUCUGAAGUUUCAACAUCAAGAAAGUAAACAUGACUUUUUGAAACUGUUGUGACUUUUGGGCACUUAGCAGGCAAACUGGGAAAGCUUUUUUAGCUGGCUGCUGUACAGACUUGUUAUAAGUAGAAUGGAUUUGUUAGUGUUGUGUUCUUUUGUUUUGUUUUUGGUUUUGUUUUUUUUUAAAUUGUAAUGCUAUUAUUGGCUGCCCUCAUGUCUAAGACUUGGAAAGGUGAGUGCAUGCAAUGGAAGUACAAGAGGCCCCAGUAAUAGUUCUCCAUGUUUGUUAUGAAAUAGACACAGGUUUCCUUUUUAUGACUUUUUUUAAAACUGUCUUACGAACAGUUGUAUUGGUACUUUUUUUUUUUUUUUUUUUUUUUUUUUUUUAAGUUUAGGUCAAUGUUGU
Messenger RNA from Anas platyrhynchos (mallard), 5806 nucleotides. RefSeq names its product family with sequence similarity 168 member B (gene FAM168B). The record is from RefSeq and is a predicted model, not a curated record. NCBI's taxonomy places the organism in Eukaryota, Metazoa, Chordata, Aves, Anseriformes, Anatidae.